AUAUCCCUAAAAUGUCGUCUUUUAGAUAUUGAGGUAAUAUCGCUUUGUAGACGCCGAUACAUAUUUAUUGUAAUUGAAUACUUUGUUAUUGAUAAAAAAUGGUAAAAUUGACUGUUGAUUUAAUUGAACAAGCCGAGCAGUUCACUAACCCCGUGAGGGACCGUGAAUUGCAACUGCGUGGAUAUAAAUUUCCAAUGAUUGAAAAUCUUGGAGCAACUCUGGACCAGUUCGAUACUAUUGAUAUGACUGACAAUGAGGUUCGAAAACUUGACGGAUUUCCACUUUUAAGACGAUUGAAAAACUUACUUCUGGGCAAUAAUAGAAUACAGCGAAUUGCUUCUGGUCUUGAAGAAUGCUUACCAAAUUUGGAAACUCUCAUAUUGACAAAUAAUAACCUUCAGGAGUUAGGAGAUAUCGAUUCUUUACAAGAAUUAAAAAAAUUAACAACUGUCAGUUUCAUGAGAAAUCCUAUAGCCAACAAGAAAGAUUACAGAUUAUAUAUAAUUCAUAAGUUGCCCCAAGUGCGCAUUUUGGACUUUCAAAGAGUUCGAAAGAUUGAGAGAGAUACAGCAACUAAAAUGUUCAAAGGCAAGAAAGGUCAAGCUCUUGCGGAAGAUCUCGGAAAGAAGUCCAAUACUUUUGUACCUGGCGAACCAGUAAAAGUACCUCAAAGAACGGCCGCAGAGAAAGAGGAAAGAGAUCUCAUCAAAAAAGCAAUUGAGAAUGCUGAUUCGAUGGAGAGUGUAGAAAAACUUCAAGCUAUGCUAAAAUCAGGACAAGUUCCUGGCCGAGAUGAUGUGCAUAUGGAUAUAGCAAAGGCCGCAAACGGAGAUAGAGAGGACGAAGAUAUGGACACUUAA
Molecule: messenger RNA, 860 nt
Organism: Dimorphilus gyrociliatus
Lineage: Eukaryota; Metazoa; Annelida; Polychaeta; Dinophilidae
Source: the annotation of a GenBank genome assembly